UCCCGCCCGCCCCGGGUCUCCGGUAGACCCAGGCCUUCCCCGGGAGGGACCAUGCGACCCGAGCAGGCCACGGCCUGGUACCGGCGGAUGUCCGCGGUGUACGCGGCGGGUGCCUGGACCCUGUUGGGCUCUUUGUUUUUAUUCGGCCGGAAGAAAGUCUCGCCACCAGAUGGUGAAAUAGAGGAAAAGAAUGUCUCAACAAAAGAAAUAACUGAGCACCCAAAAGGGUUUUAUGUAGAAACGAUUGUCACAUAUAGAGAAGAUUUUGUUCCAGUUACUGAGAGGAUUCUCAACUAUUUGAAAUCAUGGACUGGUGGCCCUGGAUCAGAAUCAUGACUGACUGCUGAGUUCACAAAAUCAGGACUUCAUGUCAGCAUAUAAAUUUGAUAGAUGACUUGAUUUCUGCUUCAUGUCUGUGAAAAAGUGUAUACCUUUAAUUAAUAUUUCUGUAAAAUAGAACCAUUAAUAAAAAAUAAUAUAUGUUUCCUUCUGUGAAAGGAAAUUUGUAUAUUCAAAUGGUGUUCUCUAUACUUACCCUGAAUGGCUGAAGGGAAAUUUCACACUGCACUUCAAUAAUCUUGGUUUUCUGAUACUAGUUCAUACUAUAGGUGUGCUUCUACUUCUACUUGGAUUUUCUUAUGAACAGAUAAACUUACUGCAUCGAUAAGUGCACUGUUAUAAAUGUAUUUUCAUUAUGAUUUUCUUAACAUUUUCUUUUCUCUAUUUUAUGUUAUUGUAAGAACACUAAAUAAUCCUUUGUGAAGGACAUUGGACCACUUCCAAAAUUGGAAAGGGGUCAAGGAAACUGGUUAGAAAUGCUGCAGCCAGGAUGUAACCCCUGCUGGAUAGCUGCUGAGUACAGGCAUUGGGAACAUCGUAAUAUUGGGAGCAGGCUUCUCCUGCCAGGACCCUGCCUCUGAUGCUUCUGACAGCAGGGAGACUCCCUUUCCCCCCUCUCCCCCCCAGCCAGAAUGACUUACCACAGCCACCUGGCUCCCGUUAUUCUGUCUGAAUCUCAUUUUCAUGCAGGGACAACUGAUGCUGUCUUGGUCACAGGCUUGGACCCUAACUGAAAGGAGGCUGGGAAAUGAGUUUUCUGGCUUCUUCAUCCUUCUCUUGAUGUAUGGAGUUUUAAUGUGAGAAGUUUCCUAAAUAUAUUUGAGAUACUCACAUGUCCAGGCAGUAAGCUAGACUUUCAUUUGGAGAUAUCAAAAUAACCAGAAUCUGAAGGUUAGCUUCUCCAGGAAGGGUCCUCUAGUCUCUCCCUGGAGGGUAGAUGCCUGGUUGUAGGGAUUUUGGGAGCUGUUUGGGUGUGUGUGGGUCUUACUCUGAAUAAAAGUUUCUUGUCGUUUGUUGCCACAUCCUUGUUCUCUAUUGGCUGAAUUCAUGAGGAUCUCCAAGUAGAAACCUCGAAUCUCCUCUGUAAAGUUCAGGGAGGUUACUGGAGUAGGAGUGGGCAACUGGGGGGUCAAAUGCUUCUUACACAGACUCAAAAAUUCCUCUAUUUCAGCAUCCCCACUACCCCUGCUUCUCUACCUUUUGCUUCCAGUUACUGAGCCCUUUCAUAUUUCUAUAAGACUAAGUAAAUGGCUUCUCCCCAGUUUCCCCUUGCGGGCCCUGAUAAAGAUUCUUUGCUUAGCCAGACUAGGCUCCUGAACCUUCUCUUGGCCCAAUAUCUGAUAACACUCAAUAUCAGAUCUGGGUCCUGAUACUCCACUGUUCUGCAGAUAAUGUCUAUACCCUGGCUUGUCUUCAGCAAGAAUCCUUUUGGUCAGUUUAACCAGGUCCCUUCUCCCGCAUACUUCAUGUUUUCUUUGGGUAAUUUUGCAUCUACUGACCCUCCUGUUCCUUGGCCAUAAAUUCCCAUUUGCCAAUGCUGUAUCAGGAGUUGAGCUGUAUUUCUUCCCCACUGACAAAUUAUAUUCCAGUGGUCCCUACGUCCAUUCCAUAGACAAUGUGCCCUCUCCCCACAAUGUCUUCCUUACUGUGCUUUAACAAGGGUCUUUGAAUAACUGUCCUUAGGUUUCCAUGUUUGUGUUGAAGGCCACAUCCAAGGUAAGGUGUAUUUUGAGUGGGAUUCCUGAAAGGGAAAAAGUAUGUGGGGCUUGGAGUUGAUAUCAUGGGAGGGCUAUUUGGCCAUGUUUUUGUAUUUGUCCAUCUCAAGUUCAGCAUAUAUAAAAAUGAACAUGGAACUCUCCUGGUAUCAGUCCAUUUUCAGAGAUGAACAUCACUAUCCAAUUGUGUGUUGAUGGUGUCAAAGGUAAAAUGCCUAAAUGGCUGGUGUCAAAGAAGCAGCAAAAUUUCUCCAGGAAACUGAAAUUAACCCAAUGGAACUGAAAAAAUAUGCUUUUUAGGACAUUGUGCUCCAGUGUGUUCUAGGAUGCAGAGGACUGGACUUUAAAAUUUCUGGGUUUCUGGGGAGCUCUGCAUUAACUCAUUUCCAAAAUGACAGCUAUGGCCAAAGUAUAUGUGGUUAUGAAGUAUGCUUAGCUUAUUUGACUCAAGGAUCAUUUUCCAAGAGAAUAUCUACUUCUCACCCAAUACUGAAGAGAAGAUAUCCCCUUUUUACAGAUAAGAGUGCUGAGGCUAAAUAAGGUUAAACCAUCCUCAGAUCACAUAGAAAGUGGCGAGCUAGUAUAGAAGCCAGUGUUUUUCUGGCACUAAAAUUAAGCUUUGCUAAAGAACGUUCCUAAUGACUGAGACCUAGAAGACAGAUAAAUUAUGAUGCAUACAUACUACAAUUCUAAUAUAUAUAUAGUCAUCCUGUGCAGACAAAAACAACCGUACAGUUACUAAUAGAUAACUGUAAAUCUAUGAUACACUGUUAACCAAAAAUUUGAAUUCGCACAUUUAUUUAGUCAGCAGUAUUAACUGGACCCCAGGCACUGUGUUAGUGCAUGGGCGACACAAAUAGAACACAACAUAAUAGGCAAUAGAGUAAUUGAAAGUUGUCAGAAGAUUCUGAGGGCAAGAUGACAGGCUGGUGAUGGUGAAUGAGGGAACAGUGACACCAGGGUGUGUUCUCUGGGAUCCCCUUUAGGGGAUCUGUGAUUUCCAACUUUUAAAGAAUAAUGUAAAGACGUUUGCCUUUUCAUAUUCUUUCAGGAGUGUACAAUGGAGUUUUCCAGAAUCUCCAUGGUAUAUUGCUCUGUGACCCCAUUGCUUUAAUGUUAAUAUACAAUGGAUUUACUAUUGUCAU
Talpa occidentalis (Iberian mole) is the source of this 3199-nucleotide messenger RNA. RefSeq names its product small integral membrane protein 26 (gene SMIM26). Gene Ontology annotation, cellular component: mitochondrion. The coding region runs from base 52 to 336 and encodes 94 amino acids. The transcript is spliced from 2 exons. NCBI's taxonomy places the organism in Eukaryota, Metazoa, Chordata, Mammalia, Eulipotyphla, Talpidae. The record is from RefSeq and is a predicted model, not a curated record.